AUGGCGAGCGCCUGCUGCGCCGUUCCAGGCCCAUGCUCAUCGUCCGUCAAGAAUACCAUGGGCGACGAAACGAAGCGCUCCACGGUCACCGUCGCGCUGCUGGUCCUGGCGUGCUGCCACGCGGCUCUCGCGGUCUCCAAUCUCUCCGUACCGCACGACAACGACGACCCAGAAGCAGCAGCGGCGCGCGGCGUCGAGCCGGUGGGGUACCUGGCCUCCAUGGCCUCCACGGUCGUCGCGGCGUACGUGGCCUCGGCCGCGUAA
Messenger RNA from Miscanthus lutarioriparius, 264 nucleotides. The record is from the annotation of a GenBank genome assembly. Lineage: Eukaryota; Viridiplantae; Streptophyta; Magnoliopsida; Poales; Poaceae.